Belonocnema kinseyi is the source of this 1446-nucleotide messenger RNA. RefSeq names its product glycine-rich cell wall structural protein-like. The transcript has a single exon. The record is from RefSeq and is a predicted model, not a curated record. NCBI's taxonomy places the organism in Eukaryota, Metazoa, Arthropoda, Insecta, Hymenoptera, Cynipidae. Bases 1 to 1446 code for a protein of 481 amino acids.
AUGGAGUCAAAUGUGUUUUAUUUUUUGCUACUCGCAGUAAUUAAAGGCACUUUUAGUUUUACGAUACCAGUAAUUGGUGGUCAAUUGCCAGGAAUUGGAAACGGGAUUGGAGAAGCUACUGGAGGUAUUCUUGGGGUCGGAGGAACCGGAAAUGGAAUAGAUUCAAUAACAGGUGUAAGCUCAGUGGUAAAGGCAGUUGAUGGCUUAGGGCAAGGAAUUAGAAACGAAUUUUCAACCAAAUUAAAUCAAAAUACAUCAGGACAAGGCGAAGAAAAAAGAUUUAAUCUCCUGAAAGGAAUUGAAAACGGAAUUGAUGGAAUUUCUGGAGGGGGCCUUGGAGGUCUUCUUGGAGGCGAAGGAACCGGAAAUGGAAAAGAUUCGAUGACAGGUGUAAGCUCAGUAGUAAAGGCAGUUGGUGGUUUAGGGCAAGAAAUUAAAAACGAAGUUUCAACUAAAUUAAAUCAAAAUACAUCAGGACAAGGCGAAGAAAAAAGAUUUAAUCUCCUGAAAGGAAUCGAAAACGGAAUUGAUGGAAUUUCUGGAGGUGGUCUUGAAGGUCUUCUUGGAGGCGAAGGAACCGGAAAUGGAAAAGAUUCAAUGACAGGUGUAAGCUCAGUAGUAAAGGCCGUUGGUGGUUUAGGGCAAGAAAUUAAAAACGCAGUUUCGACCAAAUUAAAUCAAGAUACAUCAGGACAAGGAAAAGAAAAAAGAUUUAAUCUCCUGAAAGGAAUUGAAAACGGAAUUGAUGGAAUUUCUGGAGGUCUUCUUGGAGGCGAAGGAACCGGAAAUGGAAAAGAUUCGAUGACAGGUGUAAGCUCAGUAGUAAAGGCAGUUGGUGGUUUAGGGCAAGAAAUUAAAAACGAAGUUUCAACCAAAUUAAAUCAAGAUACAUCAGAACAAGGAAAAGAAAAAAGAUUUAAUCUCCUGAAAGGAAUUGAAAACGGAAUUGAAGGAAUUUCUGAAGGUGGUCUUGGAGGUCUACUUGGAGGCGGACAAUCUGAAAACGGAAUAGGUUUAAUACCAGAUGUAAACUCAGUAGUAAAAACAGUUGGUGGCUUAGGACAGGGGAUUGAAAAAGCAGUUGCAAAACAAAUAAUUAAUUAUGCAGCAAAACAAGGUAUGAAAACCGUAGAGCAAUAUAAAACUAGAGUUCUGAAGACUAUCGAAGACUUUUUUGGAGAUCUUUUCGGAUCUAAAGAAAAAGAAUGCGAAAAAAAUUCACUUCCAAAAACAACAGAAAAAAGUCUUGAAGUGAUGCAAGGAGUUGGUAAUGGACUUCUAACCCAAGCCGGAGACGCAAUUGGACUGAUUAGUGGAGGAGUUAGAGGAGGAAAAGGGCAAAGAGAAAACAAGAAUGAUGGUGGAAAUGGAAACGGAUCUACCAGUGGUGGAAUUGAUGCAAAGGUAAGUAGUUGGUUAAAUCUCCGAGUGGCUGACCAAGUCUGA